This is a messenger RNA of Mauremys reevesii (Reeves's turtle), 1208 nucleotides long. Its product is annotated as ly6/PLAUR domain-containing protein 5-like. Lineage: Eukaryota; Metazoa; Chordata; Testudines; Geoemydidae. Bases 81 to 1208 code for a protein of 375 amino acids. The transcript is spliced from 5 exons. The record is from RefSeq and is a predicted model, not a curated record. Gene Ontology annotation, cellular component: plasma membrane.
GGCUGAGACUCGCCCCCUCGGACACACUGCGCAGAUCCCAGGGGGGUUGCGUCUCUCCGGCAGCCGGGCUCUCUGGGGCCAUGGGGCGCCCUGGGGCAGGACACGGGGCGCCGGCGGCGGCACUGCUGGCAAUCCUGGCUUCUGCUCUGCUGAUCCCAGAGACCGGCUCCCUGCGCUGUCACAGCCACAGCUCCGUCCUGCUCCGCGACCGGGGGGGUAAACGCCUCCACAGCAUCAUCACCCACAAUGGCACCGAGUCCUGCGCCCCGGCCCACAGCGCCUGCAUGGAAGCUGCCGUCACCCUCAGCGCAGGGGGCAUGUCCGUGACUCUGAUCCAAAGGGGGUGCAGAGCUGGACACCCCAAGGGAGGGACCGAACCCCCCGCUGCGCCCAGCCGAUUCCUCCACAUCCAGGCCGAUGUCCGCUACUGCCAGUCGGACCAGUGCAAUGCCAAGGGGCUGGGGCUGGGGAGCCCCGGCCAGGGCACAGCUCCGGCCCCCAGCGGCCCCACCCAGUGCUACGCCGGCCUGAGCCUCAGGCCCCAGCCCCACACUCUGGAGCGGGUGACGUGCGACGGUGACGACGCCCGCUGUUACCACGGCAACGGCACCCUCACAGCAGGGAACCUCGCGGUGCCCGUCUUCGUGUGGAGCUGCCAGGCCCCAUCCUGCGCCGUGCCCCCCAGCCGCCACGUCGGCCCCCUGCAGCUCAGCCAGGCCGGCGCCUGCUGCGCCGGCAGCUACUGCAACGGGCAGAGGGCCCUGGCACAGGUCUCCGUCCACCGCACCAUCUCCGUCGGCGACCACCCCCUCACCACCGCCACGGCCAGGAAAGACCACAAACACCCCGGGCGCAGCCACGGCACGGCGCCCACGGUGCCGCCCGACCCAGACGACCACACGGAGCCGCACUAUCCGGACCGAGACGUCACCAGCUACGACGACCGCACGGAGCCAGAUGAUCUGGAGCCAGACGGCAACGGCUACAACAGCACGGAGCUACCCGACCCCCACCCCAGCUACAAGGGGGCCCUGCCCCACAGCACCCGCCCCCGCCCCACCGAGCCCGGCAAGAAAAUCGGCUACCCCAAAUCCACCGUCCGCCCCGCCCAAAAUCGCCCUAAUCCCGGGGCCCACAGCUCCCAGGCGCCCGGCCUACGCCUCUGCCCCCUGCUGGUGGUGCUGGGAAUAGCCUGCCUGGGGCUGUGA